AUGGAUUCCUUUAGCACUACUACAAAUUCAGAUUACAAUUGGCCAUUUCCUAAACCUAUUGUAGGGAAACCAUGCGAACCGCCAACACCGAAUACCGCACCUCGAGUCAGACCAGCACCAGUCGCUCCUUAUUGUCACUGCGACGUGCAUUCUUAUUCACCUCGCGUAGAACAAUACAAACAACUGCUAGAAAAAGAACAGAAGCUAUGCGAUGAUUAUGAAAUACUUCGGAAGCAAAUGGUAAACGUCACUAAUGACAUAUUAGAUCAUCCAUGCGACGAUCUGGAUACGAAAAUGCAAACCUUGUACCAGGCCACAUUUAAGAAGAGAUCGUUCCCAGUAGCAGAGUACAGAAAAAUAAUGGCAGCCACACAGUCAAAUGCACCCAUACCCACGGAAAGUCACCGACUCGGCAUGCUGCGGUGUUAUAAAGACCCAACUCACUUCACCGAAAAGCCUCCUACAGUCCGGCCAACCAUUAAUCCUCCUGGUCCAGUUCAUACUGGAGUCACUCCCAAAACGCUGCAAGUCUGGUUUGGGGAGUAUCCUGGUAGGACAGAGUAUAUGGACACAUAUAGUGCUACGGCGAAGGCUUGUUGGCGGUCUAUGCAGAGAUAUAAGGAGCCUUUGCCUUCAACAAGGAGGAGAGCUGACGAUGCUUGCGUAUAG
Messenger RNA from Parnassius mnemosyne (clouded apollo), 669 nucleotides. The record is from the annotation of a GenBank genome assembly. Lineage: Eukaryota; Metazoa; Arthropoda; Insecta; Lepidoptera; Papilionidae.